Xiphias gladius (swordfish) is the source of this 531-nucleotide messenger RNA. RefSeq names its product crystallin, alpha A (gene cryaa). Lineage: Eukaryota; Metazoa; Chordata; Actinopteri; Istiophoriformes; Xiphiidae. The transcript has 3 exons. Gene Ontology annotation, biological process: lens development in camera-type eye; protein refolding; response to heat. The record is from RefSeq and is a predicted model, not a curated record. Bases 1 to 531 code for a protein of 176 amino acids. Gene Ontology annotation, molecular function: structural constituent of eye lens; protein folding chaperone.
AUGGAUAUUGCCAUCCAGCACCCCUGGUUCAGACGUGCCCUGGGCUCUGUCUACCCUGCCCGGCUCUUUGACCAGUUUUUUGGAGAGGGCAUGUUUGACUACGACCUCUUUCCCUACACCGCCUCCACCAUCAGCCCCUAUUACAGACAGUCAGUGUUCCGCAACUUUUUGGAUUCUUCAAACUCCGGCAUCUCUGAGGUGAGGUCUGACAGGGAUAAGUUUACGGUUUACCUGGACGUCAAGCACUUCGCUCCUGAUGAGCUCAGUGUAAAGGUCACUGACGACUACGUGGAAAUCCAGGGCAAGCAUGGAGAAAGACAGGACGACCAUGGUUACAUAUCUCGCGAGUUCCACCGCCGCUACCGCCUCCCCUCCAGUGUUGACCAGACAUCGAUCACCUGCUCUCUGUCAGCUGAAGGUCUGCUGACUCUGACCGGGCCAAAGGUCACCGCCGGAAGCGAAUCCGGUCGCAGCGAGCGCAGCAUCCCUGUCACCCGUGACGACAAGCCCAACGCUGCUGCGUCCUCUUAG